AUGUUUGUGACCAGGACUCAAGGUAGUGGGGGAGCGAACAGCUGCAACAAACAAACUCCAGCUCACGGAGCUCUCCCCACACAAGGCAGAGAUGAAGCCUGCAUCUCAAGGUCCAGCUUUUUUUAGCAUUUGCGCACACAGGAAAAUGUCCCAUGGUUGCAAAACCUUCCCACUGGUCACUGAGCCGCACGCCCCCGCCCCCAGGCCGUAUCUCCAGAGAUAAGCGCUACAGCCAUAUAAGAGGGCUCAGUUGAGGCGCUGCUCCUGACACAGCUACACGGCACCAUGAUCUGUAUCCUGUUCGCUACCCUGACGCUGGCCGCUGGGGCCCUCAGUUGUGGGAAUCCCGCCUACCCACCUCUCUUGACCAGAGUGGUUGGAGGAGAAGAUGCAAGACCAUUCAGCUGGCCCUGGCAGGUGUCCCUGACAUACGGUGCCAAUGGCGGCUGGUAUCACACCUGUGGGGGAACCCUCAUUGCACCCAACUGGGUCCUGACAGCUGCUCACUGCAUCAGCUCUUCUCUGACCUAUCUAGUGUUUCUUGGCAAACACAACCUAAGGCUUGCUGAGGAUGGAUCGAUUGCAGUCAGUCCACAAAAGAUCAUUGUCCAUGAGGGCUGGGACCCAAACCGUCUUGCAGAUGGCAACGACAUUGCUUUGAUCAAACUCUCCCAGAGCGUUGCCCUGAGCAGUCAAAUCCAGCCGGCCUGCCUCCCUCCAGCAAACAGUCUCCUGGCCUCUGGCGUCGUCUGCUACGUAACAGGAUGGGGAAGGCUGCAGACAAACGGCGCUCUCCCAGAUAUACUGCAGCAAGGGCCCUUGGUCGUGGUGGAUUACGCCACCUGUUCCCGGCCUAGCUGGUGGGGCAGCAUAGUGAAAACCACCAUGAUCUGUGGAGGCGGCGACGGGCUGAUCUCCAGCUGCAAUGGGGACUCCGGUGGCCCACUGAACUGCAAAGGUGCUGACGGCAGGUGGGAAGUGCAUGGCGUAGUCAGCUUUGGCUCCGCACUAAGCUGUAAUUACUACCAGAAACCCUCCGUCUUCACUCGGGUCUCUGCUUUCAACAACUGGAUCAAUACGGUUAUGGCAAACAACUAACCUGAAGAGCCGUGGACAACAGACUAACCCUGUGCUGGGGGAAGGGAAGCUAUUUUGCUGAUUGAAAUAGUCGUAAUCACAAAAUUCCAAACUGAUGAUGUGCUGAAGAAAUCUGUAUAUAAUAAAUAACCAACAUUUGUUUGCAACAUGCGUGUAUAGCCUGUGCCUCGGGGAAAGGAAGGGUUUAAGAUGGAAGAACAUGACAAUGGUUGCAGGAAGUUAUGCAGUGGAGCAUUUUCUUCCAUUAGAUAAAACCCAAUGUGAAUGGAAGUGGAAUAUGAAGCACAACACAAGAAUGAGGACUUGGGGAGGGGGGAGGAAGGGGGGGAACUCACCCAGUGCCAUUUGUUUCCACAGUGGUUGACACGAGAAAUGUGUGUUGUCACCCUAGUGUCCCCACACUCCCUUCUAACCCCACAUUCCCAUACUAGGCUCCAGCUGCCAACUCUCCCUUUGCCUCACAUCUGAGCAUGGGGGAAUUAUAAGAACUAUAAAUCCCAAGAACCUGGCAAUGCUCUUGAUGGGAACUCAAAAUACGCAAUGCACAGCUCCUGGCAGUUCUCCAUUCAGUGAUUUGAUACCGUUACUCAUUGUGCCCAGCUGUUGGAAGUGAUCCUGGAGUGGCUGCUGGCUGAAGAACAUGCUGUAGAGCAGGGAACCACCGGAAAGCCACUUUGAAAUAUCAGGAAGGCUUUUAAAAACUGAGGAUAAUUUCUGAUGAUACCUUUUAACCUUUUUAAGGGGAAUGGAGCCCAUGGUGCUUAUCUCUUUCCAGCAGCCCAUAAAUCUCAUACCAACAGGAGUUACAUGCACAUCUGCAGAGGGGAAAGACAAGCCAGUGUUCAUUUUUCUACCACCAUAAAAUUUAACCCACUUGGAAAGUUAGUAAAAGGCCAUAAAUUUACCCUCUCUGUCUUGAGCUUUCAAAGCCAGGAACUACCCAAUAGAAACAGCCUGGAAGGACUGAAGGCCACCUCCAUCCCCAUUGCCUUUAGUCAAAUAACCCUAAAAAGCAGCUCUGAUGCUCCAGAACAGAGCAAAACUUAUUCCAGACAAUUGGUCAAUUUAGUCCUGCACACGUGAGCAAGAAUCAGGAUGAGCUCUGGCCUGGGGAAUGUUCUUACUCAAAGCUAGCUGGAUGAAAGGUGCCCUAUUUCUAAGCAGGGUCUGAAUGAAUGCUCCCCUGGCACCUAGCUUGGAGAGGGAGAGGCUUUGUGUGUGUUUAUGUACAUAGAGUUUGCUCCUGCUCUGCUUAGAUAUUCAGCAGAUAGAGUGGUGUCAAAGUGAUCAACUUUGGCUGGUGUUGGGUUACAAAACACCUUAGUACUGAAUGCAGGGGUAGUGAAAUAUAGUUACCAAUGUUGUAAUAAUUGUAGGAAUACAGGGAAGCAGGACUGUGCUUAACCGGUCCCAAAUGAGGGGUCACAUUCAGUUGAAAGAACCUCACUAAGCCAGGGGCUUGAAUGCCAGAGCCCUGUGGAAGUAAGAGGGGAUGGGGACAGAUAUCUCAGGAUGCUGCAAACUCUUUCUAGGGGUUCUUCACUAGAGUGGUUUAGCAUGUUUCUCCCGACUGUUCAAAUACUAGAACUAAAUAGGCUUCAUUCAGAACUUCUUUGUUAUUUUAAAUACUCAAUCAGUAUUUAAAAUCAGUUGUGGUGGGUGUGAUGGGUUCAGUCACAGAGAUCCCUUUGGGCCUGUCCCCUGACAUGCUGAAAUUACCUCUGAGCCCAUUUUCCCUGCCAGUUUAAGACUCCAGAAUCCUCCCUUGUUGA
Molecule: messenger RNA, 2870 nt
Organism: Chrysemys picta bellii (western painted turtle)
Lineage: Eukaryota; Metazoa; Chordata; Testudines; Emydidae
Product: chymotrypsin-like elastase family member 2A
Biological process (GO): proteolysis
Molecular function (GO): serine-type endopeptidase activity
Source: RefSeq, a predicted model, not a curated record